Procambarus clarkii (red swamp crayfish) is the source of this 2208-nucleotide messenger RNA. The record is from RefSeq and is a predicted model, not a curated record. NCBI's taxonomy places the organism in Eukaryota, Metazoa, Arthropoda, Malacostraca, Decapoda, Cambaridae.
AUGUCCGACGUAGAAGCGAACAUAAGAACCCACCAUAAAGUCCAACGCAGAACCCACCAUAAAGUCCAACGCAGAAAUACCCUUAAAGUCCAACGCAUAACACACCAUAAAGUCCAACGUAGAAACUACCAUAAAGUCCAACGCAGAACCCACCAUAAAGUCGAACGCAGAUCUCACCAUAAAGUUCAACGCCGGAGCCACCAUAAAGUCAAACGCCGGAGCCACCAUGAAAUCCAACGCCGGAGCCACCAUAAAAUCCAACGCUGGAGCCGACAUAAAGUCCAACACAAGAGCAACCAUAAAGUCCAAGCCGAACCCGCCAUAAAGUCCAACGCAGAACCCGACAUAAAGUCUAACGCCGGGGCCACCAUAAAGUCCAACGCAGAACCCACCAUAAAGUCCAACGCAGAACCCACCAUAAAGUCCAACGCAGAACCCACCAUAAAGUCCAACGCAGAAAUACCCUUAAAGUCCAACGCAGAACACACCAUAAAGUCCAACGUAGAAACUACCAUAAAGUCCAACGCAGAACCCACCAUAAAGUCGAACGCAGAUCUCACCAUAAAGUUCAACGCCGGAGCCACCAUAAAGUCAAACGCCGGAGCCACCAUGAAAUCCAACGCCGGAGCCACCAUAAAAUCCAACGCUGGAGCCGACAUAAAGUCCAACACAAGAGCAACCAUAAAAACACACCAUAAAGUCCAACGUAGAAACUACCAUAAAGUCCAACGCAGAACCCACCAUAAAGUCGAACGCAGAUCUCACCAUAAAGUUCAACGCCGGAGCCACCAUAAAGUCAAACGCCGGAGCCACCAUGAAAUCCAACGCCGGAGCCACCAUAAAAUCCAACGCUGGAGCCGACAUAAAGUCCAACACAAGAGCAACCAUAAAGUCCAAGCCGAACCCGCCAUAAAGUCCAACGCAGAACCCGACAUAAAGUCUAACGCCGGGGCCACCAUAAAGUCCAACGCAGAACCCACCAUAAAGUCCAACGCAGAACCCACCAUAAAGUCCAACGCAGAAAUACCCUUAAAGUCCAACGCAGAACACACCAUAAAGUCCAACGUAGAAACUACCAUAAAGUCCAACGCAGAACCCACCAUAAAGUCGAACGCAGAUCUCACCAUAAAGUUCAACGCCGGAGCCACCAUAAAGUCAAACGCCGGAGCCACCAUGAAAUCCAACGCCGGAGCCACCAUAAAAUCCAACGCUGGAGCCGACAUAAAGUCCAACACAAGAGCAACCAUAAAAACCCACCAUAAAGUCCAACGCAGAACCCACCAUAAAGUCCAACGCAGAACCCACCAUAAAGUCCAACGCAGAACCCACCAUAAAGUCCAACGCAGAAAUACCCUUAAAGUCCAACGCAGAACACACCAUAAAGUCCAACGUAGAAACUACCAUAAAGUCCAACGCAGAACCCACCAUAAAGUCGAACGCAGAUCUCACCAUAAAGUUCAACGCCGGAGCCACCAUAAAGUCAAACGCCGGAGCCACCAUGAAAUCCAACGCCGGAGCCACCAUAAAAUCCAACGCUGGAGCCGACAUAAAGUCCAACACAAGAGCAACCAUAAAGUCCAAGCCGAACCCGCCAUAAAGUCCAACGCAGAACCCGACAUAAAGUCUAACGCCGGGGCCACCAUAAAGUCCAACGCAGAACCCACCAUAAAGUCCAACGCAGAACCCACCAUAAAGUCCAACGCAGAACCCACCAUAAAGUCCAACGCAGAAAUACCCUUAAAGUCCAACGCAGAACACACCAUAAAGUCCAACGUAGAAACUACCAUAAAGUCCAACGCAGAACCCACCAUAAAGUCGAACGCAGAUCUCACCAUAAAGUUCAACGCCGGAGCCACCAUAAAGUCAAACGCCGGAGCCACCAUGAAAUCCAACGCCGGAGCCACCAUAAAAUCCAACGCUGGAGCCGACAUAAAGUCCAACACAAGAACCAACGCCGAAGCUGAAAUAAAGUCCAACGCCGGUGCCGCAUUAAAGUCCAACGCAGGAACCACCAUCAAGUCCAACGUUGAACCCUCCAUAAAGACUAACGCCGGAGCCACCAUAAAGUCCAACGCUGGAGCCACCAUAAAGAACAACGCCGAAGCCGCUAUAAAGUCCAACGCCAGAGCCAGCCUAAAGUCCAACGCAGGAGCCACCAUCAAGUCCUACGCAGAACCCUCCAUAAAGAACAAAGCCGAGCUACCAUAA